Messenger RNA from Fusarium redolens, 1139 nucleotides. RefSeq lists its product as uncharacterized. NCBI's taxonomy places the organism in Eukaryota, Fungi, Ascomycota, Sordariomycetes, Hypocreales, Nectriaceae. The transcript has a single exon. The record is from RefSeq and is a predicted model, not a curated record. The coding region runs from base 331 to 1053 and encodes 240 amino acids.
CCGAGGAAGAGGCACAGCAACAGUCAGACUCAUGCUUACGGUCUAGUUCCCCGCUCCAACAAAAGCUCGUAGUUCUGACAUUAGACAUUGACAACGGGCAGUGAAUUAAGACUCGACCAGGCUGAACCAGAGCCUAGUCCCGACUUAUACUGAUGGCAACUGUGCAAGAGCGUCACCCAGAGCUUUUCCAACCUAUCAACUAUGAGUCUCCGCGGGGACGGAGCCGUCAGGUCCCAAUGGAGACUCUUUGUCUAGGCUUCAACCGAACCGGAACAGCAAGUAAGUCUCUCAGCUCGUUUCUCCCUUCGCCACGUCUUACCAGAGAAAGCCAUGUCUGCUGCCCUAGAAAAGCUUGGUCUACCUUGCUGGCAUUCGUUUCAUCUCCUCACUACACACUUUGGUGACAAUGAGAUGUGGCAAGAGGCGAUCGACAGGAAAUUCUAUGGGAAAGGUGAACCUUUUGGAAGAGAAGAGUUUGACCAGCUGUUGCAUUGCUUCAGUGCGGUCAGCUCUGAUACUCCCGCGAUUGCAUUUGCAGAGGAUUUGAUUGCCGCAUAUCCUGAGGCUAAGGUCAUUCUUGUCGAGAGGGACAUCGAUGAGUGGUAUAAGAGUUACAUGCAUUCUAUCAUAAACAACAUGUUCAAUCCGUUUACAACGCUGGUCUAUCAUCUCGAUCGCAGCUAUAUCCACAAGAUAGGCAAGGUACACAAGAGUGUUGUCGCCGGAUGGGGAGGUAUACGAUCUCGAAAGGAUGCAGAGAUCAAAGCUCGAGACAAUUAUCGCAAGCACUACGCAACGAUCAGACGAGUCACUCCAGCAGAACGCCUGUUGGAGUUUAGGCUUGAUCAAGGUUGGGAACCUUUAUGUCGUUUUCUCGGGAAGGAUGUUCCAGAGGAUAACUUCCCAAGGUUGAAUGAGAGUGCGUGGUUUGAUGAAAAGGCGAACAUUUUGGUGCGACAAGGAUUAAGAGAUGGGUUGAAGAAGAUGAUGCCUUGGGUUAUUGUAAUAAUUGGCGUGUGUUAUUGGUAUUUCAUGCCCGUUUACUCUCCAUAAUCUACUCCAUAUAAUGAUUAUAAGGAGCAAUAAAUAUAUAUUGGUUGAAGAUAUGUGGCGAUAUGUGGACCACUUAUUAAAUGCCU